AUGUUUCUCCUUUAACAAUCAGUGCUAUUUUUGAUAUAUAUAAAGAAGUUGUUAACAUGAGUGAUGAAGAAAUGAAAAACUUAAAAACAAUAAUAAUAAAUAAUUUAGACAAUUAUCUUGAUGUUUCAUGGUUUACAGCAUAUUCUUCAGCAUUAGCAACAUCGAUUGAUUUUUACAAGAAAGCAAAAACAAGAUAUUUCACAAAACAACAUUUUCUUGAUAUUGUAUACAAAAUAUUGGUAUUAUGA
Molecule: messenger RNA, 248 nt
Organism: Dentiscutata erythropus
Lineage: Eukaryota; Fungi; Glomeromycota; Glomeromycetes; Diversisporales; Gigasporaceae
Source: the annotation of a GenBank genome assembly